AUGUCGUCCGUCGAAAUCGAGGUUCCAACCACCUGCAGUCCGCUACCAUGGAAAUCCAAUGUGCUAGCGUUCAUGGUCAUCAACGGCGUCAUCUCCGUCUUUAUGGCUUUGUCUGUCGUCGGCCGGAUAUAUGCCAGAAUUACUGGAGCAGGGCUGGCUAUUGACGAUUGGUUUGCCAUUUUCGCUGCUGUACGGAUCCUGAAAUACCCUACCAUCUCGUUGCUAACGGCCGGGACAGUAUCAACUUGUGGCUCGGGCUAUCCUCUGAAAGACACCAUGCACAAUCUUUCCGUCAUACUUCGAAUCGCAUUCGCCUAUCAGAUUACGAUAAUCGUCACGAAUUUCGCUUUGAAGAUGAGCGUCCUGUUCUUCUAUACCCGAGUUUUCAAGGUCCGAUCAGUCAAAAUAGCGUCCUACUCUGCUAUGAUUCUGGUCGGAGUUUGGAUGGUCACGUUCGUCUUUGCGGUGGUUUUCUCCUGCAAACCAGUCAAAGCGUCAUGGGACUUGGCAGCGCAAGCAGCGGGGGCCACUUGUAUUCAACAAACCAAGAUGCUUGUGGCCAUGAUCUUCUCCAAUGCCGUCAUGGACCUGAUGGUGAUGGCCAUUCCAAUUCGAAGCAUCCUCCGCCUUCAGAUGAGGCGGACAGACAAGCUUGGUGUCUUGGGUUGCAUCCUGCUAGGUGCCAUUGCGACCGUUGCUUCAUUCUUCCGAGGCGUAUACGUUUCCACCGUCGACUUUUCCGAUAUUACCGGCACCAUGGCUGCCAGCAGCUUUGUGUCGGUCCUCGAGACUCUUCUUGCUGUUCUGUGCAUCUGCCUACCGACGAUCCGGCCUCUAUGGCGCCGCUACAGAGGAGACCCAUCCAGCAGUGCUGGAACGAUGAAAUUGACGGGUGAAAUGUCAGGCAGCCGCGGUCCAAGGGAUGGGCAGAUUAAAGUCACAAGGGAUAUGCAUAUCGAUCACCAGAGGCGGGACCUUGAGCUCCAGGACAUGGCAACUGGUGGAAGGGAUCAUGCCCUCUUUGACGAGUCAAGCUCGGAGAAGAAUUUGACAACAACUGUCAUAGGCAAGAAAAGCAAAUGGUCUUCAAAAUGA
Clonostachys byssicola is the source of this 1095-nucleotide messenger RNA. Lineage: Eukaryota; Fungi; Ascomycota; Sordariomycetes; Hypocreales; Bionectriaceae. The record is from the annotation of a GenBank genome assembly.